UAACAACAUAUGCUACAAAUAAUAAAAAUGCGAUCAUUUAUUUCACAAAAGAAUUGGCAUCGCUGUUGGAAAAAGCCAUUGUCAGCGAAAAAUUAAGAAAAUUGCACAUUUCUAAUUUAGUUAAAGAACGUGAACGUAGUUUAGAACGUUAA
This is a messenger RNA of Cetraspora pellucida, 152 nucleotides long. NCBI's taxonomy places the organism in Eukaryota, Fungi, Glomeromycota, Glomeromycetes, Diversisporales, Gigasporaceae. The record is from the annotation of a GenBank genome assembly.